Molecule: messenger RNA, 288 nt
Organism: Cetraspora pellucida
Lineage: Eukaryota; Fungi; Glomeromycota; Glomeromycetes; Diversisporales; Gigasporaceae
Source: the annotation of a GenBank genome assembly
AUGUAUGAUGCUGAACUUGAAUUAACAUUUGACCCUAACCCACUUGUCUUUGGACAACCCAUCACGAAAAUUUGUAUUGGAAACGAAGCUUUGUGUCCAAUCUCAGUUGGAGAAAUAGUUAAAGUGACUGCAAGUUUUACAAUGCUGAAUGAUAUUAAUAUUAAUAUUCUUAUAAUGUUAGCCUAUAUUGGAACACCAAGAGACUCAGAUGGUUUUGUAGAAGCUUUUGGCUGUCAAUGUCAUUCAAGAAAUUCUGUUUAUUGUGCCGAUUUAUCGCACGGAUCUUAA